AUGCAUCGGCCCUCCGCCCUCCGCCGUAUAAAGCGCGCGCGACCCUCCCGGCGCUCGCAGUCACGACCCACGUGCGCCCGCGCCGCCCUCUCGCCACACAGCAUCGCGAUGAUCGCCGAAAUCCGGUCGUUCGCUUCGGCGUCCCUGACCACGUCGCCCGCGGCGCCGCGCGCGCUCCCGCGGGGCUUCGAGUCGUGCGAGUUCACGGUGGGCGAGCUGGAGGCGGCGCUGCGGCGGCCGGGCGGCGGCGGCGGCGGCGAGUGGCGCGCGGCGCGGCUGGGCUGCGCGGCGGGCGCGGCGGCGGCGGCGGCGGCGGCGCCGCUGGCGGGGGACGUGGCGUCGCGCGGCGCGGAGCUGGCGCUGGCGGGCGCGGGCCGGCUGCGGCUGCGGCUGCUGGCCGACGCGCCGCCCGGCCGCGCGCCGCCGCUCUGGUUCGACGAGGGCUUGCUCGCCGCUCUCGACAUGCCCUUCCUCACUCUGGCUAACAUUAAAGGCGGACGGAGCUACGCGUGCCACGAGUGCGGCGCUCUAUUCGAGCGCCCCAACCCGCUGAAAUUGCACCUGUUUCUGGCGUGCGGCGCGCACGACGCGGCCGCGGUGUGGCGCCGCGCGCUGCCGCUGCUGGCGCGGCGCCUGCAGCCCGCGCGCGAGCCCGACGCCGCUCGCGAGCCCGACGCCGCCCGCGAGGACGCCGCCCGCGAGCCCGACGCCGCGCGCCUCGAGGCGCUGGCGGCCGCCUGGGGGCGCGCGCGCGGCGGCCACGUGUGCGUGUACUGCGGCAAGCUGUACUCGCGCAAGUACGGCCUCAAGAUACACAUCCGCACGCACACGGGCUACAAGCCGCUGCGCUGUCGCUACUGCCUGCGCGCGUUCGGCGACCCCAGCAACCUGAACAAGCACGUCCGCCUGCACGCGGGCGCGGGCGCGGGCGCGGCGGCGGGCGCGGGCGCGCACGCGUGCGGCGUGUGCGGCAAGCGGCUGGUGCGGCGCCGCGACCUGGAGCGCCACGUGCGCGCGCGCCACGCGCUGUGUGCCGUCCCGUAG
Messenger RNA from Ostrinia nubilalis (European corn borer), 1044 nucleotides. It is a transcript of the gene Prdm13, whose product is annotated as zinc finger protein Gfi-1-like. Bases 1 to 1044 code for a protein of 347 amino acids. NCBI's taxonomy places the organism in Eukaryota, Metazoa, Arthropoda, Insecta, Lepidoptera, Crambidae. Gene Ontology annotation, biological process: regulation of gene expression. Gene Ontology annotation, cellular component: nucleus. The transcript is spliced from 2 exons. The record is from RefSeq and is a predicted model, not a curated record.